Hansenula ciferrii is the source of this 690-nucleotide messenger RNA. It is a transcript of the gene SRB5, whose product is annotated as Srb5p. Bases 1 to 690 code for a protein of 229 amino acids. Gene Ontology annotation, cellular component: mediator complex; core mediator complex. The transcript has a single exon. Lineage: Eukaryota; Fungi; Ascomycota; Saccharomycetes; Phaffomycetales; Wickerhamomycetaceae. Gene Ontology annotation, biological process: termination of RNA polymerase II transcription; regulation of transcription by RNA polymerase II. Gene Ontology annotation, molecular function: transcription coregulator activity. The record is from RefSeq and is a predicted model, not a curated record.
AUGGUUCAACAACUAAGUCUUUUCUCAUCAAUUUCCAAAUCCCAAUAUGAACUCACAAAAACUUCAAUUGAAACAUUAACAGGUUUUAAAUCUUUAACAUAUCAAAACAUAAAUUUAAUAUCAUCACCUAAAAUAAUAACAAAAUAUGAACCAAAUAGUAAAAACGCCCAGUAUGAACAAUACAAGAUAAAUUUAAAAGCUCCAUUUAAACCAGAAUUACAUAGAAAUGAUUACAAAGAUUGGAUAUUAUCAAUAAUGGAUAUUCCAAGUGCAGGUAAACGAAAAAUUAAUACUCAAUCUAUAUUAGAAUCAAAUAUUCAAAUUUUGGAUAAAGAAAGUAAUAUUGAUAAAUAUCUUGAUGAUUUAGGUUAUAAAGUUGAUACUGAAUAUGUUAUCAAGGGGGAAAGGUUUUUUUAUGUAAAUAAUAUUACAAUUGAAAUUUUUCAAAUCCUAGUCAAAACAGAAACAACACAAGAGACUGAAGUUAAAGAAAAGGGGGAUUGGGAACCAAUUGAUCCAAAUUUUUAUAUCAUAAAGGCAUUUAUAAAUGUGGAAAAGGCAACUGAUAUUGAAAAUUUACAAAAAUCAAGUAAUCAUUUAUUAAAUUUAAAGAAUGAAUUAACAGGAUUAGUUGAAUUAGAUAUAAGUGAUAGAAAUUCAAUGGAUUCAAGGAUUGGAUUGAGAAAGUGA